Thalassophryne amazonica is the source of this 1132-nucleotide messenger RNA. It is a transcript of the gene rab9b, whose product is annotated as RAB9B, member RAS oncogene family. Gene Ontology annotation, molecular function: GTP binding; GTPase activity. The record is from RefSeq and is a predicted model, not a curated record. Bases 21 to 761 code for a protein of 246 amino acids. Lineage: Eukaryota; Metazoa; Chordata; Actinopteri; Batrachoidiformes; Batrachoididae. Gene Ontology annotation, biological process: retrograde transport, endosome to Golgi; Rab protein signal transduction. Gene Ontology annotation, cellular component: late endosome; phagocytic vesicle; lysosome. The transcript is spliced from 2 exons.
GGCGCUCAGGAUAAUGACAAAUGUCAGCUGUAGAGGCGCUAGUGAGCAUAAUACGUAACUGUUUGAAACAGGGUUCCAUCAACCCUGGUCUUCCACCUGGUGUGGAGACCUAUAAGCCAGCGAGGAGGCCGAAUUGGAGGGAAGUAAGCGUAAUGAGUGGGAAAAGCCUGCUGCUGAAGGUGAUCCUCUUGGGAGAUGGCGGAGUGGGAAAAUCCUCCCUGAUGAACCGCUAUGUCACAGACCGUUUUGACUCCCAGUCCUUUCACACUAUUGGCGUGGAGUUCCUCAACCGGGACCUGGAGGUGGAUGGGCGCCUGGUUACUCUUCAGAUCUGGGACACAGCGGGCCAAGAGCGCUUCAAGUCGCUGCGCACACCGUUCUACCGAGGCGCCGAUUGCUGCCUGCUUACGUUCGCAGUGAAUGACCUGCAGAGCUUCCAGAAUCUAGGAUGCUGGAAGAAGGAGUUCAUGUACUACUCAGAUGUUAAGGAUCCUGAGCGGUUCCCUUUUGUGGUACUAGGUAACAAGGUAGACAUGGCGGAGAGGGAGGUGUGGGAGGAUGAGGCGCGGGCGUGGUGUGAAGAGAAUGGCUGCUGCCCUUACUUUGAGACCAGCGCUAAGGAUGACACAAAUGUCACGGCCGCAUUUGAGGCGGCUGUCAGGGAGGUUCUGGUUGCUGAGGACAAGAUAGACCAUGCUUUGCUGAGUAGUACCAUUGAUCUCCAUGGCAACCGCAAGAUCUCUCGUACAUCCUGCUGCUGAUUGGUUUGCUGUCACAUGAUCUGGUCUGAAUCUUCCCUUUUUUAAUGUAUUGGGCUGAAACUUGCCUGUGUUGGUUUUAAGAGCUGUUGAGAUAUUGUUUAUCACACACAUGUAGGUACACAAUGCUGCUUACAGUAUCCUUUUAAUAUUAUGUGGAUAACAUAGCUAUCCAGAGGCCUUGUGUCAUUGACUCAGCUGAUAUUCUGAUUGUUGAAUGACUGCGCCGACAAAGGUACCCACACACUGUAAGAGGCACAGUCAUUUCAUGGGUACUCUUCAGUGUUUGUAGGAAGUUGUCACUUUUACCCACUCUGAGCUUUGUCUGCCUACGCAGGGAUUGUAUCAAACAGUGGUUUCAAUAGUGCUAUUUU